This is a messenger RNA of Parastagonospora nodorum SN15, 1014 nucleotides long. RefSeq lists its product as hypothetical. The coding region runs from base 1 to 1014 and encodes 337 amino acids. The record is from RefSeq and is a predicted model, not a curated record. NCBI's taxonomy places the organism in Eukaryota, Fungi, Ascomycota, Dothideomycetes, Pleosporales, Phaeosphaeriaceae. The transcript has a single exon.
AUGACGAUCGCAGAAGUAAUCAAGAACAAAUGGGGGACUCUUCCCAAAGAGUCCACCGAAUCAUUCGCAGGGCGCACUGUUCUAGUGACUGGUGCAACCUCUGGGCUAGGAUACGCGGCAGCGGCCAAAUUUGCGAGACUGGGAGCAUCCAAGGUUAUCAUCACAGCUCGAGAUGAGGCCAAAGGCGAGUCGACCAAGAAGCAACUCGAAGCAGAAGUCAGCCAGCAACCAAGUCCUUUCGAGGUAUGGACCCUCGACAUGAAUUUGUACGAUAGCGUCGUCAACUUUUCGCAAAGGGCCAACGCAGAGCUCGAUCAUCUAGACGUCGCUAUUUUAAAUAUCGGCGUCUUCAAUACCAGUUACAGGCCUACACAGUAUGGCUGGGAGGAGGAUUUACAAGUCAAUACGUUUUCCACAUCACUACUCGGUAUUCUUCUCUUGCCAAAGUUGAAAGAGUCGCAGAAAUAUACGGGUAAAAUACCAGUAUUGCAAUUCGUGAACUCGGGCCUACACAAGACUGUCGAAAUAUCCGCCGAGGCUCGCGACAGUCCGAACAUCUUGGCCCAGUACAACAAACCAGACAAUUACACCAACUCUACUGCUCAGAUACGAUACGGCUAUUCCAAACUUUUCAUGAGGAUGGUGGCUGUCCGUCUCGCUGCUGCAACGCCAUCGAACGAGCUCAUCAUUACCUCCGUGUGCCCUGGUAUUGUUUUCUCGAAUAUUCACCGCCAUAUCAAGUUCCCGGGUUUCAGUAUUAUAUAUGCCCUGGCCGGAGCCAUGUUCUUUCGGACAGCAGAUCAGGGCGCGAAUACGUACAUCAGUGGCGCAUCGCAGAACCAAGAAUUGCAUGGGAGGUUUUGGGCGAGUGAUGUUAUUGAGAAUGAUGCGCAGAGUCUUGUAGGAGAAGAGAAUCAGAAGCUUAUGCUAAGGAUAUGGGAUGAAAUCAUGGAGGAAUUAGGGAAGCAUGUGCCUGACAUCAAAGAGCACCUUCAACGUUGUGGUAUACAGUAG